Molecule: messenger RNA, 1803 nt
Organism: [Candida] anglica
Lineage: Eukaryota; Fungi; Ascomycota; Pichiomycetes; Serinales; Debaryomycetaceae
Source: the annotation of a GenBank genome assembly
AUGGAGCAACACGACUGGUCUAGUACGUUCUCACCUCCAGACCGCGAGAUGUUCUUUGGAGAUUUGAACGAACAGAUUGUGCAAACUGAUGAGCGUACGCCUAACCAUCCCUCGGUAGUGCCUCCUCCUCCAGCUUCAACAGGCUCCAAUGCCUCAGGUCCAAGGAGUGCAUCCGUAUCACAGUCGAAUACUCCUGCAAAUUUCUCAGAGCAGGACCAAUACUUUCUUCAACAAAUAGAAAAUAACCUCUAUGACAGCAACUCAGGAACUCCUUCAAACCAACCGUCAAUAAAAACAAGUGGUCCUGGCACUUCAAGGGGCACUCCACAGACGUUUGACAAUCUUCACUUUAUUCUUCCGGAAGACUUACAUUACCAAGAAGGUCAAUCGUAUAACCAACCACCACCAACACAGUCAACUCAUCAACAAAAUAGACAGAAACUGCUGCCUCAUUCUCGUUCCCAACAGCAAUUUCACCACCACCACCACCACCAACAACAACAACCACCACCACCACCAUCGCAGACAAAUCUCCAUAUGCCCCAAAUCAGAAGGAAUAUGCUGCUGCUGGGUGAAGAGCUUCAUCACCAUUCGACUUCUAUAUCAGGGGCAUCGACAUCCACCGCGUUCCCUCCUUCGAUACAACCGCCUCAGACCCCAAGCAUGCUUGCCAACAAAUCAAUUCAGAGACUGGUGGAACAUACUCCAAAGGCAUUUGCAUCACCCAUUUUGCCAGGUCAAAACGAAAAGUCGUACAAUGACCAACAUUAUUUUCAUAAGCAUCAUAAUCAUCGUAAUUCCACCGAUGGUCUGCUGUCUUCCACUUUCCAACAUCAACCACAGUCACAACAUAUCAGACCCGAUGCCAUUUUCACUCCAUUGGUUUCUCCAGCUGUAACACCCUUAGAAACUCAAGUGAAUCUGAAUAAGAGUGGUGCCUCUGGUGCCGGGUUCCCUCCUUUACAAGCGGUAUUUGAACCGCUCACUUCACCGGCUUUGAAUGCUCAACAGGACAAGAGAAGAACUUCUUCUUCGCUUUAUGGACCCACUGAUGAACCGAAAUUGAAUACAUCGUCCAAAAGAAGAACCCCCCACGGGACACCAAUCCUCCUGGCCAAUAACAGCAGUAAUAAUACUUCCAGUCGUUCUAAAAAGUCCCCUAUGGUGAAACCUAAAUCGGGGACUCCAUCGUCCUCUUCAGUGAAAUCUCCAUUGACUACAAUGUCCCCCUUUGAUAAGCUUCCCGAAGCUGCAGGAACACCAACAUCUGAUCAAUCUCAAUCUCAAUUCCAACCACCACCAUCAUCACAACAUUCACACAUUCGAACGAGUAAUGAAUCAACUCCUAUGCUCCCACCGCAGAGUAAAAAAGUUGAAAUCAAGAAGGAAACCCCAGCUGCAACCAUGAUGGGGUUUACUAUGGGUCGUCUAGCAGAACAACAAACGGAUAAUAACAGCCACACCAAACCAAGAUCUUCAAGAGCGUCUUCCAUAAGUUCCAGAAUCCUUCCGAAAUCAUCGUCUUCAAGUGAUACAUCUCCAGUAUUGGAAGGAAGUGAUUCUCCUAAAAUAAACGGAUUAAGCCGAAGCAACUCGAAGCAAAUGCCCACUAAAAAGGCGUCUCAUAAAGUCGCAGAACAAGGCAGAAGAAAUAGAAUGAAUGUUGCAAUCCAAGAGCUUUCGCUGUUGAUUCCUCAAUAUUACCACGAUGAUGUUUCCAUCCCAUCAAAGGCAACCACCGUGGAGUUGGCGUCCAAAUAUAUCAAGAACUUGCUUAAAGAACUUGACAGUAAAAAGAGGUAA